AGCUGCGCUGGGAUCCCUACCUACCUAUUCGCUUCUCCAUCUUUACGGUACAGUUCCUGCGCGGUCCGCGGCUGGUAAGGUCCCGGCUACUUGAGUCCAGACCUGUACAUUCUCUGUGAGUGUGAUCGUGUGUGUGUGGGGGGGGUGCGUAAGAGCGAGCGGAAGGGGGAGAGAGAGAGAGAGAGAGAGAGAGAGAGAGAGAGAGAGAGAGAGAGAGAGAUGGCGUCAUGGGUAUCAAUGGGGUCGUCUGGGGCGUCCGGUGGGUCUUUCACGCUAGCAUGUCAUCAGCACGGCAAGUCAAGGGUGCGUCUCGGCAGAGUGUGGAGAGAGGGAUCGCGGCACUAUUUCGUCGAAUGGAGAAUCGACGUAGUACUCUUGUCCGACGUGGAAGCGGCCUUUGUGCAUGGCGACAACUCCGGGGUCGUGGCCACAGAUUCGAUAAAGAAUACGGUGUAUGUGCUCGGCAAAGAGCUUAAGCAAAGAGUUUCUGUGGAAGAUUUCGGCAUUAAGCUGGCAGAGCAUUUUGUCAAAACCUAUCCUCAGGUCGACAAGGCCAUCAUCCGAUUGCAGGAGUGUCCAUGGAAGCGUGUUUCUAUCGAUGGGCAGCCACAUCAUCACGGUUUCACUCUCGGAGCAGAGAGACACACAGCUGAGGUAUUGGCCACCAGUGCAGGUACAUUGAGUGUGCGCUCAGGGGUUGCAGAUCUUUCUGUUUUGAAGACCACCCAGUCUGGCUUUGAGGGGUUUGUUAGGGACAAAUACACAAGUCUUCCAGAAACAAAAGACAGAAUCCUUGCUACCAGCAUAGCUGCAUCAUGGAGGUAAGUUUGGGAUACCCCAGCAAAGGGUUCCUUCUUCUUUUUUUUUUCUUUUCGUUUUUUGAUGUUCGGGGGAAGGCGAAGCAGGUUUUGCU
Messenger RNA from Chara braunii, 913 nucleotides. NCBI's taxonomy places the organism in Eukaryota, Viridiplantae, Streptophyta, Charophyceae, Charales, Characeae. The record is from the annotation of a GenBank genome assembly.